Fraxinus pennsylvanica is the source of this 507-nucleotide messenger RNA. The record is from the annotation of a GenBank genome assembly. NCBI's taxonomy places the organism in Eukaryota, Viridiplantae, Streptophyta, Magnoliopsida, Lamiales, Oleaceae.
AUGGCGGAACGUGAUCGUCCACAGCCUCACCAGGUCCAUGUUCACAGUCAGUCACGUUAUGAUCAAGGCGGCAGAAUGAAGAGUGUCCUCCCAAAAAACGGUCCAUCAACUAGCCAAGUUUUGGCAGUCGUCACUCUCCUUCCUGUUGGUGGAAGCCUACUGGCACUCGCCGGAUUGACACUUGUCGGAAGCUUUAUUGGCCUUGCUGUCACUACACCUCUUUUCAUCAUCUUCAGCCCGGUUCUCGUCCCGGCCGCCAUUCUUGUUGGCCUUGCUGUCACUGCUUUCCUUACUUCCGGUGCUUUUGGGCUAACCGGGCUGUCGUCGCUUUCUUGGGUUGUGAAUUUCUUGAGGCAGUUUACUGGGUCCAUGCUGGAGCAGUUGGAGCCCUCGAAGAGGCGGAUGGCGGAUACGGCCAUGCAAGUUGGGCAGAAAACGAAGGAGACUGGGCAGACGAUACAGCAGAAAGCACAAGAAGGGAAAGAAAGUACCGGUGGUAGAACUUGA